Molecule: messenger RNA, 3171 nt
Organism: Sinocyclocheilus rhinocerous
Lineage: Eukaryota; Metazoa; Chordata; Actinopteri; Cypriniformes; Cyprinidae
Product: deleted in malignant brain tumors 1 protein-like
Exons: 9
Coding region: 1-3171 (1056 amino acids)
Cellular component (GO): membrane
Source: RefSeq, a predicted model, not a curated record
AUGGUGGUAGAUAAAGCGCAAGACGGGGCCAUGAGCUCUGCACCGCCUUACGACUCGCUACCAGCUCGGCCAAGCUCCUGCCGUGCAAAAGAGUGGGAAAGAGAGCUGCAUGGUGCUCAAAGACUGUCGUCCCCAAUUCGACCGGCUCUAACUUCCGUUUCCCGACGGCCUUCAGCACUCCCUGGAUAUCUGCUCUCACCCUCCCGAGAAUACGCUGACCAACAGCAACGUCUUUCGUUAUCGCUGUGCUCAGAGGCCUCGCUGGCGCCCCCUGUGCCUGCAGUGGAUGCUGCUCCACCAUGCUGCCGGGCGGUGGGAGUCAUGCCCUUGCUGCGCCUUGCGCUCCUGAUUUUCAGCUUCCUUUUUUGGGCAGCAGGCCUUGCGAUCUUCACCUUAGGGGUCUGGGCGCAGGCUUCGCUGUCCGACUACAUGCUACUCUCGGCGAACCGCUACCCAAACGCGCCCAUCAUCUUGUUAGGCACAGGUGCUGCUGUGACCGCUUGGGGCUUUUUGGGAUGUUUGGGAGUAGCUGCCAAACUUCCCUACCUUCUGCGGGCAUACGGUUUCUUCCAGUUGGCUACACUCAUGGGUGGACUAGCGGUGAGUCUCUCGGGGCUCUUUUACAGGGAGGAUAUUGCCGAAGGUUUCCGUAGUGGGCUUAAGAAAGCUGUGUUGGUCUAUGGAGAAGAUGAGGGCCACGCAGAUGCACUUGACAGCCUGCAGAGGGCGCUUGAGUGCUGUGGCGCUGAGGGUUGGCGCGAUUGGCUCAUGUCCGAUUGGGCUAUUCAAGAUACUGUUUACUCAACAGGAGGUUUGGGGAAUGAUUCUUCCACUGUGUCGUUGCCAGACAGUUGCUGUAUAAAACGCAAAGGCUGUCGCAAUAGGCUGUUGCCAAAGAGUGUAUUCAGCGACAUUGAGCUCGCCGGGAUUCAUGCUUACGGUUGUUUCCGCAAAGUCUUCAGCUUGGUAAAUGACAACAUCUUUCAUAUUGCAGCAACAGUCCUGGGCCUUGCAUUCACCCAGGUGGCAGGCAAUACCAUUUCAAGUGCGUCCGAAUCAAUUAGACUGGUAAAUGGCAAUAACUCUUGUUCUGGAAGACUGGAGGUUUUCUAUUACAGUCGGUGGGGAACAGUGUGUGAUGAUGGCUGGGAUCUGUUAGAUGCUGCAGUGGUGUGUAAAGAGAUGGGCUGUGGGGAUGCUAUUGAGGCAAAGAGUGGUGCUUUUUUCAGACCAGGAAGUGGAAAUGUAUUAAUGAGCAAUAUUGCGUGUGUUGGAAAUGAGCCUACAUUGAGCAGUUGCAGCUCUAAGAAAUUGGGAGAGUUUAUAUGUGGCUAUUCAAAGCAUGCUGGAGUCAUCUGUCGCUCCCUUGUCAGAUUGGUGAAUGGCAGUCACUCCUGUUCUGGACGAGUGGAGGUUUUCAAUGACGGUCAGUGGGGAACAGUGUGCGAUAACGGCUGGGAUCAUUCAGAUGCUGCAGUGAUAUGUAAAGAAAUGGGCUGUGGGGAUGUUUUCGAGCAAAGGAUUGGCGGUUAUUUUAGCCAGGGAUCAGGACCAGUAUGGCUGAGUGACGUACAAUGUUCUUACUCUGAAACGACUCUGAGACACUGUAAUUUGCAAGGAUGGGGACAAAACUCAUGUGGACAUGAGAAGGAUGCUGCAGUCGCCUGUCGAAGCAGAAUUAAGUUGGAAAAUGGCUUCAAUGCUUGUUCUGGAAGAGUGGAGAUUUUCUAUUAUCCCUGGGGAAGCCCUGUGUUGGGAACAGUAUGUGAUAAUAGCUGGGAUCUAUCAGAUGCUGCAGUGGUGUGUAGAGAGAUGGGAUGUGGAGAUGCUAUAGCGGCAAAGAGUGCUGCUUAUUUCGGACAGGGUGGGGGACCAGUAUGGUUGAAUGAUGUCAACUGCGUUGGAAAUGAGCUCACACUUGCUGCCUGUGAGUCCAAAAAAACAGAAGAUUACAAUUUGCAUUACAAGGAUGCUGGAGUCAUCUGUCAAUCUCUUGUUAAGCUGGUGAAUGGCACUAACUCUUGUUCUGGACGAGUUGAAGUUUUCUUUGAUGGCCGGUGGGGAACAGUAUGCGAUGAUGGCUGGGAUCAGUCAGAUGCUGCAGUGGUGUGUAGAGAACUGGGCUGUGGGAAUGUUAUAGAGGCAAAGAAUGCUGCUUAUUUUGGACAGGGAUCAGGACUCGUAUGGCUAAGUGAUUUACAGUGUGCCAGUUACUCUACUCUGAGAAACUGUAAUUCAAAUGGAUGGGGACAAAACAGCUGUGGACAUGAGAAGGAUGCAGGAGUAGCCUGUCAACGUGAUUUGUGGGCAUUAGUUAACAUCAAACUGGUGAAUGGCAUCACCUCUUGUUCUGGACGAGUUGAGGUUUUUCGUGACAGUCAAUGGGGAACUGUGUUUGAUGAUGGCUGGGAUCUAUCAGAUGCUGCAGUGGUGUGUAGACAGAUGGGAUGUGGAGAUGCUAUAGAGGCAAUAGGUGGUGCUUAUUUUGGACAAAGUGCGGGAGAAAUAUUUAUGGGCAAUGUAAACUGUUUUGGAAAUGAGACCAUGGUCAGUGAUUGUGAAUUUCGUAGAUGGGGAAUGCAUGACCAUUCAAAGGAUGCUGGAGUCAUCUGUGAUCCUUCUCUCAGGCUCAUAAAUGGACACGACUCUUGUUCUGGAAGAGUGGAGGUUCUUUAUAAUGGAAUAUGGGGAACAGUGUGUGAUAAUGGCUGGGAUCUAACAGAUGCUGCAGCAGUGUGUAGAGAGAUGGGCUGUGGGGAUGUGAUCGAGGCCAAGAGCGCUGCUCAUUUCGGUCAGGGAUCAGGGCCUGUAUGGAUAAGUGAUUUGCAAUGUUCUGACUCUGACUCAAGACUAAGAGAUUGUAAAUCAAGUGGAUGGGGAAGAGGCAGCUGUGGACAUGAGAAAGAUGCAGGAGUCAUCUGUAAGGAUAAUGUUAGGCUGGUCAGCAGCACCAACCCCUGUUAUGGACGAGUAGAGGUUCUUCGUGCCGGUCAGUGGGGAACAGUGUGUGAUGAUGGAUGGGAUGCAUCAGAUGCUGCAGUGGUGUGUAAACAACUAGGCUCAGUUCUGGGAAAUUCCACGUCAGGCGAAGCUUCUUCCGUCAGACUAGUUGACGGCAGCAGCUCUUGUUCGGGAAGAGUGCAGGUUCUCUAUGAUGGAAUGAUGGAAUAG